Salvia splendens (bonfire salvia) is the source of this 1191-nucleotide messenger RNA. RefSeq names its product uracil-DNA glycosylase, mitochondrial. Gene Ontology annotation, molecular function: uracil DNA N-glycosylase activity. The transcript is spliced from 7 exons. The record is from RefSeq and is a predicted model, not a curated record. Lineage: Eukaryota; Viridiplantae; Streptophyta; Magnoliopsida; Lamiales; Lamiaceae. Gene Ontology annotation, biological process: base-excision repair; base-excision repair, AP site formation via deaminated base removal. The coding region runs from base 77 to 1021 and encodes 314 amino acids.
AAAAGCGGCACGACGGCAGAAAACCCGAAUUCCCGCCACCCCGCAAACGGCUUCAGAAAUCUCCACUACGAAUACAAUGGCGGCCCCUGCCAAAACCCUAAUCGACUUCUUCCAGCAACCGGCGGCGAAACGUCUCAAGAGAGCCUCUUCGCCUCCACUCAGCACACUUUCCUCGCUCAAGGACGACGAUGCCGCCGCUUCCUCCAAGUCGGCGUUGUCCAUUUCCCCGGAGCAGAAGCGCAGAAUGGAAUACAACAAAUCCCUCGCCCUGUCCAAGCGGAACCUCAAACUCUGCUCUGAUAAACUCUCCAAGGCAGUUGCUACAGGGGCGGGGUAUGUAAAAUUGGAGGAGCUACUGGUGGAGGAGACCUGGUCAAAAGUGCUAUCUGGGGAGCUGCAAAAGCCUUAUGCAAGAAAGUUGUAUGAGUUUGUGGAGACUGAAAUAUGCCAUGGUAGCACACCUAUUUACCCUCCCCAGCAACUGAUUUUUAAUGCUCUUAACACCACUCCAUUUGACUCAGUAAAGGCGGUUAUUAUUGGACAGGACCCAUACCAUGGACCAAGACAAGCGAUGGGCCUCUCUUUCUCUGUGCCAGAAGGCAUAAAAGUGCCUUCAAGUCUUCAAAACAUAUAUAAAGAGCUCCAGAAAGAUUUGGGAUGCACAAUUCCAUCUAAUGGGAAUCUUGAAAAAUGGGCUAUACAGGGUGUCCUGCUAUUAAAUGCUGUUCUAACAGUUAGACAGCAUGAGGCCAACUCUCAUGCCAAAAAAGGGUGGGAGCAGUUUACUGAUGCUAUAAUUGGAGCAAUUUCACAGAAAAGAAGUGGAGUUGUUUUUCUCCUCUGGGGAAACUAUGCCCAGGCGAAAUCCCGGUUGAUAGAUGAAUCAAAGCACUAUAUUCUUAAAUCAGCACAUCCUUCAGGUUUAUCCGCAAACAGGGGCUUCUUUGGAUGCAGGCACUUUUCUCGGACAAACCAGCUCUUGGAGAAAUUGGGAGUAUCUCCGAUAGAUUGGCAGUUGUAGUGCAACAGUACAUUCCCAUGUUUUGUAACCUUGACUCAUGAGUUAGAUCUUUUGGCACCAUGUCUCAUUUGCUGGGUUGUAGAGUCUUGUAGUACAAAUAUGCAAUGUAUAGUUAUGAACUUUCCAACCUCAUAUUGCAGACUUGCAGUUGUAGUAUUGCUCUCUGAAAA